GCCAGCGUCUGGGCUGAACGUUGAAAAUGGCACUAGCAAAGAGCGAUAAAGAGUUGAGACGGCAGUUGAAAUCCUUGGGCUAUUCGGCAGGGCCGGUCACUAACAGCACCAGAUCGCUUUACGUGAAAAAAUUAGCCCAGCUUCAGUCGGAAAAUCGUCGGAAAGAACGGAGCGGGCGGACAUCGCAGAGUAUCAGGCAGAAGGAGGUUGGCACCUCGCAGCCAGUGCGCCAGCGGCCUAGUGCGGCCUCCGCUGGUACCAGGGCCUCUUCCAGCCGCUCCUGGGGCUGGCAGUUACAGGAUGAUCAGCACGACGGGGUAUCAACCGAGGACCCCGCCGCUGAUAAUGCCGGCUCUUCGGCCGAUGACUUCGAUGAUACUCACUAUACCAGGACAUCCAAAUCUGUGAGUGCCGGGCGAACGGGAGGUAAUGCGUUCCGGGGAACAUCCUUGUACUCAGAUGCAUCUGGCAGCUUGCAUUCAAAUCCAUACACAGGAACAUUUGAUAGUUUGAGUUCGGAACCGUGCGCAGAGACAUCUGACAACCAGUAUUCAGAUCCACAUACGAGAAUAUUUGACAGUUUAGGCUCAUUUACCAGGGAUAGCCUGCUUUCGGGCCGAUACAAGACGAAAACAGACAGCACGUAUUCGGAUCGAUACACGGGGAAAACUGACAGCCCGUUUUCGGAUCGAUACAAAACGAAAACAGACAGCACGUAUUCGGAUCGAUACACGGGGACAACUGACAGCCCGUUUUCGGAUCGAUACAAAACGAAAACAGACAGCACGUAUUCGGAUCGAUACACGGGGAAAACUGACAGCACGUAUUCGGAUCGAUACAAGGGGACAACUGACAGCCCGUUUUCGGAUCGAUACAGGGGGACAACUGAAAGCACGUUUUCGGAUCGAUACAAAACGAAAACAGGCAGCACGUAUUCUGAUCGAUACACGGGGAAAACAGACAGCCCGUAUUCGGAUCGAUACACUGGGAAAACUGACAGCACAAUUUCAGAUCGAUUCACGGGGACAACUCACAGCCCGUUUUCGGUUCGAUUCACUGGGAAAACAGCCAGCUUGCUUUCGGAUCGAUACACGGGGAAAACCGAUAGCCCGUUUUCGGAUCGAUACACGGGGAAAACCGAUAGUCUGCUUUCGGAUCGAUACACGGGGAAAACUGACAGCCUCUAUUCACAUCGAAGUACGGGAAAAGCUGACAGCAUAUAUUCGGGCUCAUAUACCGAAAAAUAUCAAGGUAUAAGUUCAGAUCCAUAUACAAGGAAACCUGAAGGUCUAUGUUCGGAUCGAUAUAGGGGCAAACUUAGCGACUUGCAUUCGGGUGCAAGAAAUUCGGAAGAGUUUUAUCCCGAUACCCAUUAUAGAGGACGAGCAGACAGUUGGUCGGCGGACGAGGAUGAAAGCUACAUGCACCAAUCUUAUACUGGAUCUGCUAAGAACGAGAAACAAAAGCAUAAAAACCGUCUGGUUGAAUGGGAGUUGUACCUAUCGCGGUUUCUCUACAUAUCCACAAUUGUGUUAUGCCUUGUGCUUUUGGCAUUAGUAUGUGUCAAAGCCUUGGGGUUGCUUGAAGGAUCGCAAGAGGACAUAGAUGAAAAUAUUAAGAUGUUGCCCAUUGAUUGCAGUGGUAAAACAGACAACUUUUGCAAAGCUGAAGAGCACAAAAUGAUAAUGAUUAUAUUGACUGAAGUAUAUGAGUUUUUGGCAGAAAUGGCAGGUGAAUUUGAAUGUGGCUCUGAAUCACAACUGAAAAGUAAAUGUGUGCCAGUGUCUGAUGUAAAGACACAUUUAACAAUUUCAGAUGUUCCCCAUGUAAAUAAAUUUGACGAAGCACUUCAGUGGAUCUUGCAGAGUACACGGGACCUUGGAAUUAGAUUAGUUGGUGAGGACUCUGAGGCACCAGUAACUUCAGUGGAUCAGGUGACUUGUUUGGAAUCUACUCGUCCACAAAUGAAUUUGUAUUGUCGGCUCCAACGUGCAUUUUUUACCAUUCUGAAUAGAAUGUUAAUUUUUAUUUUUGUAUUAAGCCUUCUAUGGAUUACUCUCUUGCUUCUGAGGUACUACUCUAGAAAAAUGGAAGAACAACAGCAAGCUAUUUAUGAAAUGGUGAAUAAAAUAAUAGCUGUCAUUCGUGCUCACAAUCAAGAUUGGGAAAAGGGUUUGGAGCUUGUCCCUUAUGUACCCAUACCUCAUGUCCGAGACACGUUAAUUCAACCCAAGGAUAGGAAGAAGAUGAAGAAGAUCUGGCAGAAAGCUGUGCAGUUUCUUGAAGCAAAUGAGUCCCGGAUUCGUACAGAGAAAUGCAGAAUAACUGGACAGGAUUUCACUGUUUGGAGAUGGACACAGCCUUCAUCUGUCUGUGACUCUAUGUGAUAAAUAACUAGAAAAUAUGCAAAGCUGAAGAUGACAGUUAAUAAUGCAGUAUAUGGAAAUGUCUGCACUAUAUAAUUCAUAAAUAAAUGCUUGUGACUAGAGUUCUCAUGCAGCAGCUGAUCGUAACUGCUUAAUUGGGUGUUGUGGGAAGAACUGCCCACAAGAAGUGUGAGAAAAUCAGUGGAUGUGCCAGGAUUAUAAUGUAAUGCCUUCUCACAGAUAUUUAAAUAUUAUUAUUAAUAAUAGUGUGAUUAUAGGUGGUUUUAGCAAGACCAGCGAUUUUUUUUUUUUUUUUUAACCUGCUUAAUUAAUAUAUUGCUGAGCUCCAGCAGAAUUGCAGAGGCAAUCGCAUUGGGUGACUGGUGUUUAUAACAAUGUUGGACCAGGUUUUCCUAAAUCAUGCUUCAUUUGCACCUACAACUAAAUUCAAAAUGAUAUCCUUAACUAGGAACCCAAUGAUUAUGAUAUGUAGAAAAGAUAAAGAAGCACCAAAGCUGUCUCUUCUGACAGUCAUGAUACCAGUAUGAUUCUUGAGGGGCUGGAGGAAAAGCACUUUAAAUCUAUUAUUUUUAAAAGAAAGCAAACAACUGAACCUUGCCUUUCUAUUUAAGGGUUUGUUAAUUACCCUUCCUAUAUUUUUAAAACACUUCAUAGCAGUUUCCAUGUUGAAUAAUCUGUCAUUUUGGUUCAUAAUUGACAUAAUAUAACAUGUCUAAUUGUCAGAAACUUUGCCUUUUUUAAACCAGUCCUGAUGCUUUGUUUCAACCCAAAUCAUCAGAAUACCUUUCUCUGCACAGAUACCUAAUCUGCUAAAUUCUUCCACCAGAUUGUUUAUUUGCCUUUUGUAUAUUGCUCAAGAUAGUACACAUUUGGAAGAAAGUUGUCCUAUGGAACAAGUCGUUUGUAAUAAGAGUAACACUUUCAGUACACUAAAGAAAACUUCUUCACUACAAUUUUUAAGCUAUACAUGUUUAAAAUUGCUGUAAUGCUGUUUUUUUUAUCUAGCUCAGAAAUAUAUUGCAAUCUAUUAAAUCUGUUCAUAUGGCUUACCCUUUGUAACAAUCUGUUUUUGCAUUCUUGGCUGAAUUAUGUAAAGUACCUAUAUAAAUGAAUUGGAAUACAAUAUCUGUGUGUAUUUCCUUCCGUAAGGUUGCAUUAGUUUGACUUAAUAUACAGUUUCUUAUUUCUUGCUUCAUAUAAGGGACAUCAAAAAUGUUGGCAAAGUUAUAUUUGUAUGACUUAAUAAAUACUUGUUAACAGUUUAUUUUUGCAACUUGAGGGUUUAAGUUUGCUGACAACAUCACUAUCAUAGGCCGAAAAGAGGUGGUGAGAAAUCAGUAUAUAGGAGAGAGAUUGAGUAUCUGGCUGAGUGGUGCCACAACAACAACGCCUUACUCUGAUUAUUGACUUCAGGAGGAAAUCAGAGGACCAUGAGCCAGUCCUUAUUGGAGGAUCAGAGGUGGACAGUGUCAGCAACUUUAAAUUCCUUGGUAUUAUUAUUGUAGUGGACCUGUCCUGGGCCCAGCGCGCAAGUGCAAUUAUGAAGAAAGCACGGUAGCACCUCUAAUUCUUUAGAGGCUUGCAAAGAUUCUGCACAACAUCUAAAACUCUAAUAAGCUUCUGUAAAUAUGUGGUGGCUGCAUCACAGCCUGGUAUGGAACCACCAAUGCCCUUGAAUGGAAACUCCUACAAAAAGUAGUGGAUACGGCCCAUUCCAUCGUGGGUAAAGCUCUCCCACUACAUGGAGCAUUAUUGCAGGAAACCGACGUGGACGCACACGGAGACCAACAUCCGGUGCUGCUGGCAGAUCAUCAACUCGGUGAAAGACGCUCUUUGGUUGGCUCGAAACUUGAUGAUCUACCAGCACAUGGAGAUGUCCGUGGGAGAAUGCUGCCGACUGGCACAUUCUCGGCUGCAGGAGUACAUGCUGAGGGACGCACUGAAACUUGGUGCAGCCACCGCAAGGGCCCGGUGGGGAAGGACCACAGUAUAGGUUUCUCCACCCGUGGGAGUGGGAGGGGUUGGUGGGCGGGGAGUAUACCCCUCAACAAUGAUAUGCUAA
Messenger RNA from Mobula hypostoma (lesser devil ray), 4449 nucleotides. Its product is annotated as LEM domain-containing protein 2-like. Gene Ontology annotation, molecular function: chromatin DNA binding. The record is from RefSeq and is a predicted model, not a curated record. Lineage: Eukaryota; Metazoa; Chordata; Chondrichthyes; Myliobatiformes; Myliobatidae. The coding region runs from base 27 to 2387 and encodes 786 amino acids. Gene Ontology annotation, biological process: negative regulation of BMP signaling pathway; nuclear envelope organization. The transcript is spliced from 9 exons.